This is a messenger RNA of Brenthis ino (lesser marbled fritillary), 381 nucleotides long. Lineage: Eukaryota; Metazoa; Arthropoda; Insecta; Lepidoptera; Nymphalidae. The record is from the annotation of a GenBank genome assembly.
AUGACUAUGGUUGACGAUUUAAGAAAAUAUUUAAACCAUUUACUUGAAAAAGUAAACGGACUUCAUUGUAUAUUAAUUACUGAUCGAGAUGGAGUUCCUGUAGUGAGGUCAGUUACAGAAAAGGCUCCACAACUAGCUUUAAGACCUAAUUUUAUAUCAACAUUUGGAAUGGCUACAGAUCAAGCAAGUAAACUUGGACUUGGAAGGAAUAAGACAAUUAUAUCCAUGUAUUCAAGUUACCAGGUUAUACAAAUGAAUAAACUCCCUUUAGUGAUUACUUUUAUUGGUAGUGAUAAUUGUAACACUGGUCACAUUUUAUCUUUGGAAAGCCUUAUAGAACCUUUCCUUAAAGAUUUGGAAACAAUUGUGGCCGAAGCUCCA